AUGAAUGUGGGUUGGCUGGCAAUGGUGAUUGAUGGUCUGCAGAUUUGUAUACUGGGUGUGGCCCCCAGAAAAUCUAUCUGCAGUGCGAUGGUGACGUGCAUGUUGGUUCGUCAGCCCUGGGUAUUUGCGCAUGGUCUGACGCAGGGGAUUUGUCAUAGGGCUGCAAUAUACGCUGCCAGCAGUGUUGGGAGGCGCGAGCAAAAGGAAGCUUUCGAUGAGAAAAGUAUUCUCUCUGUUGAGCGAGCACCCGGCAGAGAUGUUAGGGAUGGCGAACAGGAAAGGGAAGAUUGCAGCUGGCAUGGACGCCGACAUUGUGGUGCGUGGCGACAGUUUGGUGCUGAACGAAUGCCCCUGCUAAAGAUAAUGAACCUGCUCAGUGGGUCUGGAUUCAUCAGCUCGAAUGCACAAACAUGUCAAUUCCUGCAAAUUAUGCUGAAACGUUCCUGCAAAUCGUUCUGA
This is a messenger RNA of Ostreobium quekettii, 459 nucleotides long. The record is from the annotation of a GenBank genome assembly. Lineage: Eukaryota; Viridiplantae; Chlorophyta; Ulvophyceae; Bryopsidales; Ostreobiaceae.